Molecule: messenger RNA, 3758 nt
Organism: Gambusia affinis (western mosquitofish)
Lineage: Eukaryota; Metazoa; Chordata; Actinopteri; Cyprinodontiformes; Poeciliidae
Gene: apof
Product: apolipoprotein F
Exons: 2
Coding region: 676-1971 (431 amino acids)
Biological process (GO): cholesterol metabolic process
Source: RefSeq, a predicted model, not a curated record
AAAAUUGUUUACCAGUGAAUAAAAUAUAAUGAAAUUGAUUAAUAACUAAGUUUUCUAAAAUUUCUAAAAGGGCUUUUUCGACAUUUAAAGAGUGGCAACAGAUGCUGCCGCUGCUGACCCCCAACGAUUAAAUCGAAUGAAGGCAAAAAAAAAUCAGAUCCAAAUAGAUGCCACUAUGUGAAGAAAUCCUGUUUUUACUUUCAAAACAAGCUCACUUUCCUUACUCCUCUUGUUGGCAGUGAAAGAGAGAAAUUCGCUCACGGUGUAUGGAAUGGGGCGGGGGGCUUUUUCUUUCAACUAUGUGGGUCAAAAACAAAACCGAGCGGCUGCGUGAGAGUGAGCAGAAGGACUGUGGGGGAUGAGUGGAUAGCAGGACGCACAAACAAAACUGCUUUAGACCACAUGGACUUUCCCCACGUGAAUCAAUAUUCAAGCCCUGCGCUCCCUGUUGAGCAAUGAGGCCAAAUAGAAAAGGCGGCUGAAAGACGGAUGGUAGAGAGGGAGGGCUCUGAGAUGCCGUGUUAGAGAAGCGGAUUCUCAUUGGAGGCAGAAAUAAGAACGAGAGAACGAGAAGAAACAGCCUCCCACGUCCUGAAGCCAUCUGACACGCUGCAGUCUGCAAGACGUGGUUAUUGUUAAGUGACUGUGAGGAAGAUCCCUGUGAAGAGAGGGAGGAUGUUCUCCAAGUUGAAGUGGCUGGUUCUGAUCCAGCUCCUGCUGACCGAACAGAGCCUGUGCAGAGUCCCGCCUCCUCCACCCAAAACGAACAACCUGCUUCAAACAACUCCGGCCAGUGAAGAUGCUGAGCAGAAACAGGACAUUCAGGUUCUCCUUGCUUCCAGUCCACAGCCAGACAAAUCUGAACCUACGUCGACUCUUUCUCAAAACGUGGAGAAGAUCCGAUCUGCUCAACUCGCGAUAUGGACUAUUUCAGAGAAGCUUCAGGGUCAGAUUCAAGAUCACCUCCAGACUCGAGGAAACGUCAGCUGCGCGGAGCUGCUGUAUGCCAGCGCGGUGGAUGAUCCGUUAUCCUCUGUGUUCCCUCAGGAGCUGCUGGGACUCUCGUUAGUGCCUGUCCUGGUGGCGUCAGGCUGCCCACAGGAGGCUCAGCUCCUGGUUCUGAAGCUGUACGACCUGCUGGGGAAGGCUGACACUGAGGAGCUGCUGAUGGAUUUGGUGGCUCUUAUAGAAAGGAAGAUGAGCAGGUCUACAUCAGCAUCGACUUCAGCAGCACUGCUUUCCGAGGGAGAAGAAGCAAGUCGGCAUAUAGAUGGAGUGAUGUUCAACAUUCAGCAGCUGGCUUUAGUGAAAGACGGUGGCCUUGCAUCACAGGAGGAUCAUUGUGAUGGUUGGAGCCGAGUGAAUGGGACGAUGAUACUGGGAACGGCUGUAAGAGGAGCUGCAGGUCGAGUGGAGGACGCUGUCAGAAGCUGUGAAAGACUCGGAGUCCUGUGUGCCGGUGUGACCAGCGGUGGACCUCUCAUGCCUGGAAUGUACCAAGCCGUGUUGAAGAAAGGUAGCCGCAUCUUUCCAUCCACAUCCUUGGAGUCUGAGUGCUGGAUCCGCCAGUGCAGUUCCCAGGAAGAGCUUUUUCAAUCCUCAGGUCAGCGGAUGAAGCGCAGCCCUCAGAGGAGCUGCAUCAACAAGGACGAGGAGCGUGUGUACAACGUGGUGGAGUGGAUCCCCGCGGUCAGCACCCUCUACAGCCUCGGCACGGCGGUCUACUAUGCCUCCAUCAAUUGCUCGGCAACGGCCAAGGAGAGAGCCAUCCUCAGCGCCGUGGACCUGGGUACAGACGCCCUGAUGGUGGCCACAGGCGGGACUGUUGGGGUGGCGGGGUACGCUGUGGGGGCAGGAGUGAAGACCGGUGUGAAAGCCGGAGUCAAGUACCUGCUGAACUCCAUGAAGGCAGAGGACGAUGUGCUGGUGAACCAGUCCAGCUUGGAAAGGGGAACCUUUACUGUCGAGUGAAAAAGUACAAUUCAGGCAAUUUGUAAUGUAGGAAUACCUAAUCAUUACGUUUAUUUGGGGGUGAAAAAUCCCAUGUGUAGAAGUAAAUAUUUUAAACAAAAACAUAGGUGGAUAAAUGGUUGGUAGUCAUACUGCCGAUCUUCUGUGCAACACUAUUUCGCCUGUAAAGCUGCAUUAGGUAACUUUUAUAAAAGAAAAAAGUUUUACAACAUAUUUUCUCAAACUUUCACUAUGUCCUGACAUCUGAACAAAUCCAAAUGCUUGGCCUUCUUUCUGUCAUCUGCAGAAAUACAUCACUCAGAAACAACUAAUCAAAGCCAGGAGGCAGGCCUUAGCGCUGUCAAUCACCUUUAUGCUAUAGCUCCUUCACCACAAUGGAGCCUACAGUGAAUAAACAGAUUUCCUAUAAGUUGUUUCUUCAGCAUUAGCACAUUGAGCAGCACAUACACAAGCUUGGUUGGCAAUGCUAAGACCUUCCUCCAGGCUCUGACUGGUUGUUUUUGACUGGGAGGGGACGGAGAGGGUUGAUUUUUUUCACAAGUUAUCUGUUUCAUAUUACAUUGCCAAGACAUUGUGAAAGUUUAGAGAUAUUUAAAAAAAACACAUAUUUUUAAUAAAGGUUAUUGUCAUUAGAAAGAAAAGUGUAAAUACUGCUGUAGCUAAGUUUAUUUUAAAUUCAUCAGGAAUUUCUUACAGUGGGAUUGUUUUCCUUUGGAAUAAAUGUGCUAAAAUAAAAGGUUAGAAUUUUCAAAACAUUUCACUAAUAAAAGAAAAAUCUAUACCUUAAUGUUUUUCAAGCUUUUAAUUUGACAACAUCUGAAAAUUAAAUGCAUUAGAAACUAAAAUAUUUCACAUAAAGAAAUACAUGUUUUUAUUAACUACUGACUCAUUUAGUUAUAGCAAACUGUGAAUAUUCAUUCUAACCAACGUAAUGGCAAACUAGACUAUUUAGAGUUACCACCAAUUUUUUAUAAAGUGGAUAUCUGUUUGAAUUAUCUGUACAUUUUGCAGCAGCAUUGAAAGACUGAUCUCAGGAAAAUAAACCUGCAACUCCUCAAACUUUUAUCUUGACUUUCUGUCCUGCCUUCUUAAUUUUCUCAAUGUGAUGUACAUGUAGGAAAAGUAAACUGAUAUGUUGGUAUUCCUAUAAUUUGUAUGUUUUUUUCUGUUAAUAAGUUGUAUAUUAAAUUCAUAUUCAGUGUUCUUUAUUUUAGUUUAGUUUUGUAUCCAUUUUUUUAUUCUAGAAAACUUGCAAAGAGGGCAUCAGGUCUAUGAUAACACAAAAAAAAGAUGCUGAAAGAAGCUAACUAAUCAUCAAUAUUAGCUACAUAGCACUCAACUAGCCCUUUGUAGAUUCAUCCAAAACAGAAAGCAGACACUGGCGCUCAGCAUUUGCUCCAACUAGACAAAAGGAGUCACUACCUCUGCACCUCACAGUAACUCAGUAAUCGCCAGCCUUGCUCUGGUGAGCAGGAUUGUAACUCAUCAGACAAAAUGUUGAUCGAGACUAAAACUCGAAGCUUAGGGAGAGCUCUGUCCUCAUCUGCUUGUGCUGCCUCCUGGCACCUCUGAACCCUCCUUAACGCCCAGCAGAGAGAAAUACAACGAGCUCAAACAUAAAUCUGACUCUGCAGCUGCAAUAGACGGAGUAAAUAUUUUUAUCAAGUUAUUAAUUUACUUUUUAAGAUUCAGCUGGCAGUUUCUCAGAACAAAACACAUGGCAGAGCAUGUUUUGCCAUUUGUCUGAGCCAUGCUUUAUGACUAGAAAUAAAAACGACAUAAAAAUG